Molecule: messenger RNA, 2288 nt
Organism: Triticum aestivum (bread wheat)
Lineage: Eukaryota; Viridiplantae; Streptophyta; Magnoliopsida; Poales; Poaceae
Exons: 2
Coding region: 239-790 (183 amino acids)
Source: RefSeq, a predicted model, not a curated record
GAAGACGAUCUUAGUCGGUUUGACGUUUAUCGUCGGUGUCUAGAGCCUCGCCCUUAUCGCAUUCAUCCGUGCUGCUCCGCCAGGGGAGGGCCUCGGGCGUUCGCUUCCCUGGGACUCAGGCAUCUGGCGCACGAGCGGCGGUGGCGGUUAAGGAGGCGAGACCGACCAAGCCCUCGCCACAAGCGCAGGAUCCUACGGUGCGGAGGCCGACGCAUGGGAGGCCGAUGUUGACGCCCUGAUGACACAGAUCGGCUUCGGCUUUGUGAUCGUCUUCACCUCGCUCUCCGGCGUCGGCGCCGGCGUGCGCCAUGUGGUGUCGCUACCAGGGGCGAAGCUUCUGCUGUUCUGCAUGUGGCGUUCUUCGUUUCCUUUUACUGCUGGGGUCGCGAUGACUUCUUUUCCUCUUUUGAUUUGGGUGAGGCGAGUAUCGGUUUUGGUUCCCUUUCAGAGAAAACAAGUGGCGGCGCUGGUUCCUACUCUCAGAAGGCAUGGUGUCGUCGAUCUCUUCAGCGGGCGGGGAGUGUGGUGCUCAGUGCUCUUCUGCUGCGUGUUUGGUGCGUGCUUGGCUGCUUCUUCGUCGGGGUCAGACCUUCUGCUGCUGAUUUCUUCUGCCUCUGCAUCGAUUUCUUUGGGGGGAGGCUGUGAGCUGCGUCGGCUGGUGGGUUUGCAUCCCCUGCGUCCUUCUUCUGCCUGUUCAGAGCAUAAGAAGAUUCAAUAUACAGAAGAUGGUUGCCAACAAGAGCUUGAUGGCGCGGUGGUUAAAAAUACAACCGACAUCUUAACUCUGUGAGCGCUGCUACACAGACGAGAAACGCCAGACGUUUUUCAGACGAUGCAUCAUAUCAAGCCGUGCAUGUGUAGAGCAAAACUGAACAACGCCGUUCAAUCCCACAUCGUCCAGCGUUCGGCCGGGGUGUUGUCGUCCGCAUAGUAGUUUCGUUCGUCUGUCUCGAUUGGUAUGAAACUAUGAAUACAGAGGUAAGCUGAUUUAUUUAUUAUCCUACUUGCUCAAUCAUAAGUCCAUAAUAAUUUCAUUUCCAGGUAUAUCAGUCCGCGGUUUAUGUAAUACAAGCAUAUGGGGGUUCCAUGCGGACAUAAGGAAUUCACGACGAUUAUUCUCUAUGUAAUUUGUUGAUAAUUUAUUGAGCAUAUAUAUUGAUUUAACAUCAUUUAGUGGAUAUGUCACCAGUCAAGAUAAUGCUGAAUUUAAGAGUUAGAAGUGAUGCUGAAGAAAUUAAGCCACUCGGGCUACCAUCGGUCCGGUGUCCUAUUGAGCAACACAUGUUGUCUUUUAAUGUAGGACACCUUAAUGGUAAUGUGAUAUCUCUCCAACAUAUAAGUUACUUUUAAUCGAUCAUCUAUUUGUUUGUAGUGGUUUCUUCGCCAUUUGAUAAUAUAAAACAUAUCCUGCAACACCACUCGAAGCACAAAAUAUGCAUUGCAGAGCCGUCUCCAUAGUCAAUGGCUACUUGUAUCUGUAUUUUUUUCUCAUCCAAUCCCUGAGUCAUUAAAAAAGUGAUUCUCACUCAUGAAUGUGAAAACACUUCAGGUUAGACUUGGUGUUACAAACUUAAAUCAUUGGUUAUGCUUAUCUAUUAUACAUUUUUUAGCUACAUUAUAAGUGAAAUGGAUGAUGAUUGCCUUCUGUCCGAAAAAAAGAUGAUUUAAAGCUGCAGUGUGGUUUCCUUUUUGGCUAAUUCAUUUUUGGCUUUGUACAUGAUGUUGAACUAUUUCCAAAGUCAUAUAAUUGAUGCUGAGGACGCCUCCAUUAUAAGUCAUAUAUAAGUGAAAUGGAUGAUGAUUGCCUUCUGUCCAAAAAAAGAUGAUUUAAAGCUGCAGUGUGGUUUCCUUUUUGGCUAAUUCAUUUUUGGCUUUGUACAUGAUGUUGAACUACUUCCAAAGUCAUAUAAUUGAUGCUGAGGGCGCCUCCAUUGAUGGGUGGCAGAGGUGUCUGAUGCGGCAAAGGUUGAUUUCCAUGCCUCCACCAAUGGAUGGAUGGUGACUUGAGGAUACAAGGCCAGAGGCCCAAAGCUACUAAGAUGAAGUUAUGGUACAGUUUGCAGUUUGCUUUAUGUUCCUUUUAUUUUAUUCAAUUGAGUGACAUUGAAAAAUCUGUUCCAUCGUAUCUCUUUAUGAUGGCAUGUUGUCCUUUCGGUUUCACUUCCUGUAAUGUCCGUAAGGUUAGUUUAAAGAGAUGGAGCAUUCUAUUCAGCUUUAAAAAGAACAAACAUUGUUAAAGAGUGUCUGUUACUACUGGUUCUGAUAUCUAGAGUAUUGACAUUUGUUCA